Clupea harengus (Atlantic herring) is the source of this 1485-nucleotide messenger RNA. RefSeq names its product DNA damage-inducible transcript 4-like protein-like. Gene Ontology annotation, biological process: negative regulation of signal transduction. NCBI's taxonomy places the organism in Eukaryota, Metazoa, Chordata, Actinopteri, Clupeiformes, Clupeidae. Gene Ontology annotation, cellular component: cytoplasm. The record is from RefSeq and is a predicted model, not a curated record.
GAUUACAGGAGCCUACAUAUGCGGAACAGAACCCGCUUCCCAUUGUCUUCAUGUUCUCUUCACAAGCAUACAUGGAUAAAAUAACCCUACGACCUGUGUCUGAGGUGGGAAAAGUAUCGGAGAGUUACAAAGAGAAAUGGUCUAUACCUCUGCUCUUGUGCUUGGACCCGGAGUGUCCGUCGGGAUGGAAAAAGAAAACGUUGGGGAUUUUCUGAGAAAGUUUGUCCUGCGAUACAUCUUGGACAAAGACAGCCAGCAAACCUGUGGUGGACUUAAGAAAGCAAUGAGUUCAUCGAGUCUCGGAUCGGAGUGCAGUUUGGAGGAGGAGAGGGAAGAGCGAAGCCUACAGCUCGACCUGGUUCGUCGGAUUGAGAGGUGUUUGUCCGACGCCAAGACAUCCAGUCUCAGGUGCCGAGAGCUUUUGCUUCCCCGCGGGAUGAUCUCCUACAUUGCGCGAGACAUCCUCGCAGCCUCCAUCGACGAACCGUGCGGACUCCGUGGCGCACUGGUUCACCUGUUCUUAGAGGCCAAAGGGGCGCUUCAGAAACUGGGCAGCGUCGUCCCCGCGGAUAACCUCACCUCGACGUUUGAGCUCUCCGUUGUGCUUCGACCGGAUCAAGACGGCUGGCCACCCCUCAGGAAUCUCUUCGGGACCGAUAACGUGCUCCGCCUUCGACCAGAGUAUCGGCCUCAUUAAGCAGAAACUCUACUCAUCCGCCAGUCCUACCAUCCAAGAGCACAACUGUUGGUUUUAGAAUGGUUCAGUGGAGGUGUUUUCACUAGGUCUAUAAAUUAACAUGCACUGAUCACUUUUCUCAAUUUAUUUUCAUAUUUCCUUGAUUUGCACACUUUGAGAUGGGAUAUUUUGUUACAUUCCUUUGUUAGGCCUUUGUCGGCAAAAACAAUAACUAAGUGAAUGUCAAUUUAUAAUGACACUAGUAGGUUGUAAUGUGCUGACUGGCUUAGACUAUGGGAGUAUGCUUGCUUACACUGUUGUGUAUUUGGACAGUUGAAUGCACUGAUGUCACAACUGAUAGGGGCGCAUGAAGUAUCAAGAGGUGUGAUAGAGGUGAGCCUCCUUAUAGGUUAUUACACUAAUCUGAAGUGCUAACUCAAGGUUGAUCCAGCAGGGUCAUGCUGUUAGCAGAACGUUAAGCUUCACUGUUCCACCGUUCUAUUUGGGAAUGUUGACUAGUGAGGACUGCAAGCUACUGGCACGUGCUAUUGCAUUACUUAUUGAUCAACAGGAAUGUUGUGCGAGUAUCUUUAGAUUAUUCAUUGUGACAAAGCUGCUAAAGAAACUGUAAAAGGUUAAGUGUUUUUAUUUUGAUCUGUGGUUUUAUCGGAGUGUAUAGCUGUGCUGAACGAGCUGGUCUUGUCCAUUGUAUGCCUUUGAUAGGAUUUUGUAUGUGACCCUUUUCAGUGUUUCUACUAAAGUGAAAAAAAAGUGAAAUAUUCCAAUAAAUAUGUUUACAGAUUGCAGAA